Erigeron canadensis is the source of this 1411-nucleotide messenger RNA. Its product is annotated as NADH dehydrogenase [ubiquinone] iron-sulfur protein 4, mitochondrial-like. The transcript has 5 exons. The coding region runs from base 874 to 1209 and encodes 111 amino acids. The record is from RefSeq and is a predicted model, not a curated record. Gene Ontology annotation, biological process: electron transport chain. NCBI's taxonomy places the organism in Eukaryota, Viridiplantae, Streptophyta, Magnoliopsida, Asterales, Asteraceae.
CACAACUCAUUUCAAGUAUAAUCACACAUGAGAAACAAGUUUUUACACAAACCCACUUCCAAAAUCAUUAGAUAUGACUCACAACACAUUUUUGAGCUAAAACACACAUAUUACGCCCCAAAUCGACCACCACAAGUUUAGAUUUAUAACGGGGAAGUAUUCUACAAUGUACAAGGAACAUUUCAAGCUAUAAAACACUUACCAUUUCUUCCUACAACCUCAAAUUCGGAUUUAGGGCUCAAACUUAGAUGAACACCUUAAAACUUGGAAAUUCUUGGAUAUUGGAUGAUCAUUAUUACUAGGGUUGUAUGACUAGGUUAUUUUAACAUCAACAACACAAAAUUUUGGGAUUAAAUGGUGAAUUUAUGAUGAUCUUGGAUGGUAGAUGGGAAAUUUGGGAGAGAAAUAAAUGAGAGAGUGAGAGAGAGAUGUAAGAAAUGAGUGGAUGGUUAGGAGGGUGAGAGGUGUAAGACUUUGGUUGGGUCAUGGGUAUGGGUCUAGGAUAUGGGUUGACCCAUGGAUAGUUCAUUUACCUACUCAAUCUAGUUACACCACAAGUUAGCAAUCGACCAUUACAUUAACGACCAUUCGAUCUCAUAAAACACCUCGAAUAUCAUGCAAACACAACUUGACUAAAAACGAUCAUUAUAUAUAUAUAUAUAGGGUAUACAAAUGCAUAUUCACCUUCAACACAAUUAAAUCAUAGCCAAACUCGAUCAUAUAUAGAGUAAAUGAUCAUCAUUAAUCAAAUGUAGACAAAACUAACGGGUCAACAGAAGUCAAAUUUCUCGAAUGUUACAUUUAUAAUCAAUAGCCCCAGAAUCUUCUUUAUCAGUUGAAUACAAAUCCGGUGAGAUCGGCACUGUUUCCGGUAUGCCCAAUGAAAAUCUUAAAUGCAGGGUUCUUAUAUAUUCGCCUGCUCGAACAGCGUCACAGCAAGGAGCUGGUAAAGUUGGAAAGUGGAAGAUCAAUUUCUUAUCCACACAAAAAUGGGAAAAUCCUUUGAUGGGAUGGACAUCCACUGGGGAUCCGUAUGCGAACGUUGGCGACGCUGCACUCAGCUUCACUAGUGAAGAAGAUGCAAAAGCAUUUGCAGAAAGACAUGGUUGGGACUAUACGGUUAAGAAGCACCACUCACCCCUUCUAAAGGCAAAGGCAUAUGCUGACAACUUCAAAUGGAAGGGACUACCAAAAACACAAGAGAAUUGAUGAACAAAUCAAGUCUGAGCUUGUGUUUUGGUGCUGGAAUAGCCUUCUUUGAUUUUAAUAAAUCAGACUGUUUGGUGUAUUUUUCCUAAUUUCUUUGCACUUUGUACGGCAAAUCAUGGUACAAAACAUAUAUACUUUUAAACACAUUUUUCGUUCGUGUAACAUCAUUGGCAUAAAUCAAGUCACAUUAGCACCUGAAUCA